Messenger RNA from Dreissena polymorpha, 510 nucleotides. RefSeq lists its product as uncharacterized. The record is from RefSeq and is a predicted model, not a curated record. The coding region runs from base 79 to 510 and encodes 143 amino acids. The transcript has 2 exons. Lineage: Eukaryota; Metazoa; Mollusca; Bivalvia; Myida; Dreissenidae. Gene Ontology annotation, molecular function: DNA binding.
AAGCGAAUUUCCGGACGUCGCGCGCAAGUUUUGUUUACAAGUGUCGGUGAAAUGUCAUCCAGGUUUAAAUGACGUAAAAUGGAGAUCCGACAGAAAACUAAUCCUGUCCGUGGCCCCUACAGGUCAUCCUAUGACAUUGAUGACUUACAAAGGGCCUUUAUGGCUGUAAAAGACAAUCAAAUGUCAAUUAGAAAAUCAGCAUUGUACUUUAAUGUCCCCAAAACAACACUUAUUGACAGGUUGCAUGGGAGAAUUAGUAUUGACACUGUGAAACCAGGCCCUGACCCACUGUUUACUCUUGAUCAGGAGUCUCUACUGGCAAGUCACAUCCAAACUAUGGGUGAAGUAGGCUUUGGGUACACCAGGCAAGAGACUAUAAACCUUGCAAGUGAUUAUGCCUUCACCUUAGGCCUGAGACCAAGAGAAAAACCUCUUACUGAUCGUUGGUUGUACAAGUUUUUGGACCGGUGGCCAAAACUAAUGGUGAAAAACCAAGGAGCCUUGAUAUAG